This is a messenger RNA of Pistacia vera, 1576 nucleotides long. RefSeq names its product nuclear pore complex protein NUP35. The record is from RefSeq and is a predicted model, not a curated record. Gene Ontology annotation, molecular function: single-stranded DNA binding; structural constituent of nuclear pore; phospholipid binding. The transcript is spliced from 4 exons. Gene Ontology annotation, biological process: nuclear pore organization; NLS-bearing protein import into nucleus; regulation of DNA-templated transcription. Gene Ontology annotation, cellular component: nuclear pore nuclear basket; nuclear pore central transport channel; nuclear membrane. Bases 236 to 1237 code for a protein of 333 amino acids. Lineage: Eukaryota; Viridiplantae; Streptophyta; Magnoliopsida; Sapindales; Anacardiaceae.
CUUUCGAAGGUAGGGUAUCUUAGUCAUUUCACCAAAAAACCCAAGAACGGUAAGCGAACACUGAGCACCAAAUUCAAAUUUCGAUCUGUAAAUUUAGGGUUUCGGAAACCUUCUACGUAGAAGAGCUGCAUUCACUCUCAGCUCUUCAGAUAAUCAAAAGAAGAAAUAUAAAAGAAAAGAAAAACUACCCAGUAAUUACAGGUGUUUUGUUGUGUGGUGGAAGCAGCUUCUUGAAAUGAGCAGUACAGUGCAUAGAACUCCCAAGUCUGGAACCGGGAGGCAAUCGUUGUUUUUUCAAGAUUUAGCAUCACCGAUUUCUGCACGUAGAGGGAAAUUUUCGAGUCCAGGUCAGGCUGCGGCAGUUUCAGCACUAUGGCGUGAGAAUUUUGGGGGUUCGGAUCUUCCACCCCCUCCCAUUUACACCUUGGAUGACCGCUCUGAUUUCUCUCCAGAGUCAGGGAUUCUUGACUACCCAACAUCGCCAGAAAUAAAGUCAGACUUGAGAACUCCUGCUCAAAGUUCUGGUCGGGACUUUUCAUCAAUUCCAGCUAAGGGGAAAUCAGAGACAAGCACUUCUUUUGCGGUCGGAGGUGGGCAGCAGAAUCAGCAGGGUUCACCGGGUUUGGGUUGGUGGUUGCCAACAAAGUCUAGUAGUAGCGAACAAGAGGAGAAGGCCAGGGGUUCUCCAGUUGAGGGUGUGGUGCAGCCUGGUGCUUUGAUCACACUUCCUCCACCAAGGGAAGUUGCUAGGCCGGAGAUGCAGAGGAAUAGCUUGCCUACUGGGAACCUUAACGAGGAAGAAUGGGUUACUGUUUAUGGAUUUUCCCCAGCAGAUACCAAUUUGGUUUUGCGGGAGUUUGAAAAGUGUGGUGUGAUCUUGAAACAUGUUCCAGGUCCAAGAGAAGCUAACUGGAUGCAUAUUCUCUAUCAGAAUCGUUCUGAUGCGCAGAAGGCUCUCAACAAGAAUGGGAUGCAAAUCAAUGGAGUAUUAAUUGUUGGUGUCAAACCAUUGGAUGCCAUGCAACGCCAGGCUUUAAAUGAAAGGCUUAACAAUCAAGGGUUUAUGACUUUGCCACCUCCAUCAAGCAGAACUUCAGAGCUGAACGCUGCAAGAUCCUCUCCUCGCCCCUAUUAUCUCCAAAAUGGAAGUACAAAUACUCGACAGUCAGGAGGUGCCAUUGCUUCCCCAUCAAAGUCAGUGGUAUCUAAAGUCAUGGAUUUGAUGUUUGGCCUUUAAGUUUGCUAUUGCAGUCACCUUGGAGAUUCAUCAUAUCUUAUCAUGAUCAAAUUGUCAAAUAUUCCUUCGGCAAUUCAAAUAUAUAAUUGAGUUUCAGUAAAUCUUCUUUUGAGCUUGAUGCUUGAAUCAAUAUUUUUCCUUUGUGGGGGAAGUGCCACAAUUCUUCUUGUCAUAAACAUUAUCUUGAGGUUGAGAGAAAUGAUAGAAUGUGCCCGCAUUGUUUCUACAAGAGCAUACAUGAUCUGUUUAUCAUUUAAUAGCAAAUAUCCUUUUCUUUGCUCUUAGAUUGUUUUAUUCGUAUCCAACAUUACUACGUACAAAUAUCUGAUUGAAAUUUAA